Odocoileus virginianus texanus is the source of this 811-nucleotide messenger RNA. It is a transcript of the gene NDUFB2, whose product is annotated as NADH:ubiquinone oxidoreductase subunit B2. The record is from RefSeq and is a predicted model, not a curated record. NCBI's taxonomy places the organism in Eukaryota, Metazoa, Chordata, Mammalia, Artiodactyla, Cervidae. Gene Ontology annotation, cellular component: mitochondrial inner membrane. Gene Ontology annotation, biological process: mitochondrial respiratory chain complex I assembly.
GUCACCGGCCGGGUGCCAGCGGAAGGACGUGCGGCGGCGGUGCGGCCUGGGCAACGGCCGAUCUAACGAUGGUUGGGAUGUCGGCUCUGAAGCGACUGUCGCCUUUCGCUCACGUUGGAGGCCACCUCUUCAGAGGCCGCUGCGCGCGGGCCGCUGGAGCCGGUGGCGUCCGUCGAGCUGGCGGAGGUGUGCACAUCGAGCCUCGGUACAGACAGUUCCCGCAGCUGACCAGAUCCCAGGUGAUCCAGGCUGAGUUCUUCAGUGCGACCAUGUGGUUCUGGAUUCUCUGGCGCUUCUGGCACGACUCAGAUGCUGUGCUGGGUCACUUUCCUUAUCCCGACCCUUCCCAGUGGACGGAUGAGGAAUUGGGUAUCCCUCCGGAUGAUGAAGACUGAAAACAGAGGCUCAGCUCUUGCCAAAUGGGUGCACCCCAUGUUUCUUGUUAUGUUUAACAUUUGUCUGUAAACAUGUUUUGACUUUGCACCUAUGAUGGUUCCGAAGAAACAGUGCAUUUUAUAAUAGCAUAAAGAAUAAUUAACACAUCACGUCUAAUUUCUGCUUUUCCUAUUUUCACAUUUGCUGUCAUUCUGCCUCCUCUUCCCCCUACACACUUUUAGUCUUAUCUUCCUUUUCCUUUUAUGUUUCAAAAAAUUAUUUUUUCUUAAGCUUUGUUACAGUUUAGAGUCCCAUUUGUCUGUCUAUUGAUCAAAGACUUUAAGCACCAGCUGUGCUGGACAAGAUAGAUAGCUUGUUUGUAGUUGCACAAAUAGUUCUAAUGAAAAAUUUGAGCAUAUGGGAAUGUUGCAUAUUG